Amaranthus tricolor (Joseph's coat) is the source of this 2463-nucleotide messenger RNA. Its product is annotated as phosphatidylinositol 3,4,5-trisphosphate 3-phosphatase and protein-tyrosine-phosphatase PTEN2A. Gene Ontology annotation, biological process: dephosphorylation. The record is from RefSeq and is a predicted model, not a curated record. Bases 336 to 2174 code for a protein of 612 amino acids. Gene Ontology annotation, cellular component: cytosol. Gene Ontology annotation, molecular function: phosphatidylinositol-3,4,5-trisphosphate 3-phosphatase activity. Lineage: Eukaryota; Viridiplantae; Streptophyta; Magnoliopsida; Caryophyllales; Amaranthaceae. The transcript has 13 exons.
AAGCAUUAACAGCCAUUGAUGACUACUAGAUCCUAGCCCAACCAAAGAUCAUCAAGGAAAUGAACGGCUCACAAAUCGUCCGACACAUGUAGCACGUGACCAUGCGCGUAUCAUUUUUGUUUUCAUGAUCAUCCAAAAAAGUUUUACACAUAACACACUUUCUCUUCUUUCUCUCUCUUCUGAAUUCUGAAACCCUCACUACUCCAACAAAUCAAUCAUCAUCUUCGCCUUUCAAAUUACCUUCAAUCUCUAAAGGGCAGUUUGAUUAUUGGAGCUUGAAUAAUAAACUAUUAAUGUUUGGGAUUUGAGCAUUUGAAACACAACACGUGACGAAAAUGGAAGCUGGGCCUGUGGACUCGUCAGUGGCACCUGAAACACCUCCUGUCAAAAGUUUAGAUACACAUCCUACUACUACAACAGAUGCUGUUAAUGCUGCAACUGACGGAUCGCCCAAGCAAUCAAUGUUGGGGAUAUCAUCAUGGGCAAGAAGUUUGAAAAUUCCAACACCAUCAGCUGGCGGUCAAGCUGAAUUACCUACUGAAAAUUCUCCGAAAUCAGCCUUUGCACGGUUUACUAGUGGAAUAGCUUCACGUUUAUCUCCUAGAGAGCCAACACCUGAACAAGGUGCUGAGGCUGGAUCUUCUCAGUCAAAUUUUUUUGGAACCAUCACCAGAGGAUUGGUUGACACAUCUAAAAGUGCAGCAAGGGCGGUGUCUGUCAAGGCUCGUCAUGUUGUCUCCCAAAACAAAAGAAGAUAUCAGGAAAAUGGAUAUGAUUUGGAUAUGACAUAUAUCACGGAGAACAUUAUUGCUAUGGGAUUUCCAGCUGGUGAUAUGAGCUCUGGCUUUUUUGGAUAUGUAGAGGGUUUAUACCGUAAUCACAUGGAGGAUGUGAUCAGCUUUUUAGAAAGCCAUCAUAAGGACAAGUACAAAGUUUACAAUCUUUGUUCUGAAAGAUUAUAUGAUGCCUCACUUUUUGAAGGAAAGGUUGCUAGUUGCCCUUUUGAUGACCAUAAUUGCCCUCCUAUACGUCUCAUUUUAUCGUUUUGUCAAAGUGCUUACUCAUGGUUGAAAGAGGACAUAGAGAAUGUUGUGGUUGUGCAUUGUAAGGCUGGAAUGGCUCGGACUGGUUUAAUGAUUUCCAGUCUUCUUUUAUACUUGAAGUUCUUCCCAACCGCGGAGGAGUCGAUCGAUUACUAUAAUCAAAAAAGAUGUUUUGAUGGAAAGGCUCUUGUUCUUCCAAGUCAGAUUAGGUAUGUCAAAUACUUUGAACGAACCUUAACGUACUUCAAUGGCGAGAUUCAGCCUGGCCGUAGGUGCAUGCUUAGAGGGUUUCGACUCCACAGGUGUCCUUAUUGGAUAAGGCCCCAUAUCACUGUCUCAGAUCAUAACAGUGUUUUGUUCUCUACGAAGAAACAUCCAAGAACAAAGGAUCUGACGACUGAGGAUUUCUGGUUUACUGCACCAAAGAAAGGGAUAAUGGUCUUUGCUUUGCCAGGAGAACCUGGGUUAACAGAAUUGUCUGGUGAUUUCAAAGUCCAUUUUCAUGAUCGUCAAGGAGACUUUUAUUUUUGGUUGAACACAACUAUGGUAGAAAAUAGAAAGAUCUUGAACACUGGUGAUAUGGAUGGGUUUGACAAGCGGAAACUGCCAUCCCCUGGAUUCCAAGUUGAGAUUGUCCUUGUAGACUAUGAUGGGACUCCACCAAGUCCAACAACACCCCAUCCCGAAAAUGUGGCCCAGAAGCCUGGUGAGAAGCCAGGGAAUGAGCCUUCUUCUGGUCCAGAAGCUGGCAAGGACUCUCAAAGUCACGCCCAAAGCGAACAGCAGGACAAAGAUGAUGUGUUUUCAGAUGACGAAUCCGAGGGAUCAGGCUUGUCAAGAGGUAGAAAAGCUCAAGCAGCUUCUUCUGUAGAAGCUGCGAAAUCCACUACUCCUCCCUCUGAAACCAACACCAUUUCCAAUCAGAAGGUGGACGGUCUGGCACGUGAAGUUGAAAAAGUAUCACUUGGUAAAGGUGAUUCGACAGAGGGCCAUUCACUCAAAGACUAUAAAACCGAGGGUGCUGCAACGGCUCUCCCAGCUCUCAACACCGAGGGGGUUAGUGAAUUCAAGGCAAUGGCAGCUGACGCUUCUGUAUUUACCUUCGGAGAUGAAGAUUAUGAAAGUGACUGACAAUUGGGACUCGGUUGCUGGUCGCUGGUUGCUUAGAAAUUUGUUGAUAAAAAGAAAAUACAUACCAUAGCAAAACCAUUUCCUUGGUUGAGGAAGUUCGUGCCCUGUUCAAUUUAUGUUCCAUUGUUUUUGUGGCUUGCAUUGUCAAUUGUGAAUUGGGAUUUGGGGAUAAAAGUUUGUUACUUGGUGUAGUUUGUAAGAUAUGUUUUUUGGAUGUACUUAUCUUUCUUCUUUUGCUUCAAAUUUACAAUUAAAAACGUUUUAUAAUGGAAGACAAUGUUUUUGGCCA